AUGACGGACAUGAAGAAGAAGAAGGAAGAGAUGGGCCGCAAGGUCCCACAAGAAGAUGAUGACGAGAACAAGACGACCAUGGCAUCUGGUUGGACGCAAGUCAAGGCGCUGAUGGAGAAGAACGCGCUGACCAAGGUCCGCACGCCCGGAGCCACCAUGGCCGAAAUGUUCUCUCCCAUGUUGCUCGUGUUGGUCUUGUUUGUCAGUUACAACCUUUCCGAAGUCAUCUUUUACCCUGCCAAGUACUACCAUGCCCUCAAUGUGGAUUUCCCCCUCUUUUGGGACAGCGGUGCCUACGGAGAAGACGAAAUGGAAGAUUUCGACAUGGCCGACACGCAUCGUCGUCUGAACAGUCAUGAGGGUGAAGAGAGCGAACUCACGGGCGUGGACUAUGGAUUACAAGCUGCCGAAGAAGAAGCCUCCUUGAUGACUUGGGCGCGUCUCUUGCAACACGAUGUCGCCACCAACGGAGAGCCAGAGGAAGAGAUGAGUCUCGUCAAUGACUUGUUCAUGUGGCGUCAUCUGCGCAAGCUUGCCACGACGUUUGACAUUAUCAUUGACGAAGAAGAAGAAGUAGAGGAAAUGAUUCAAGAUGGAGAGCAAGAUAUGAUUGAAGAGGCGAUGAAGGAACAAAUCGCCGAGAACGAAGAUGAAAUGACUGUCAGUGACCCCGCGUAUGACGAUGAUGUCGAUACUCCACUGGGCAACCCGAAUGAGGAAGAAAUCGAUGGAGACAGCGGAGACUGGUACGAAGAAAUCAUUGCCGACAUCAAGAAGGAAACGGUCGACAAGGUGGAUUGGGAGGAAGUCGAAAAGGAAAUCAAAGACAAUUUCGGCGACCUAUGGGAUGAUGCCAAGGAUUACAUCUUUUCUUCCAGCCGGAGUUCCGCUCGCAACCGAUUGAAUCAGAUGCGUCUUCGCCUCAAGGAUGUCCUCCGCCGUCCCAUGAUCGUUCCUACCUUUGGCCAAUACGUCUGGGCAAGCAAGCUCUUGAGCAGCUUUAUCAAUGUCAAGCGAAAUUUGCCCCGCGCUCUCAAGGAUUCCAGCUACGGACGGCAAUGGGGAAACCUAUUGACUCUUGGUACCCUACACAUUGCACCCGCCGGUCAUCCCAUGACCGACAAGUUCAUUCGGUACCUUUACGACACCUACCCCGCAGCCGCUCGAAAUGUCAUCAUUCGCACGUAUCCCGAUCAUGAUGCUGCCCUGGAGUAUGUCAUGAACACGUUGGAUGAUGAACGCACAUGGGCCGUCAUUGAUCUCACUCAGCUCGAAGAUGGCGCCGACGACACGACUGCCAUGGGAGGAUCCUACACCAUCCGUCUCAAUUACACCACCGUCCCCAAUACCAACCUCGUCGAGAACUACGUCGCCGCGGGUUUGUCCACCAAGUACCAGCGCUACUAUCUCUCGGGGUACUUGACGCUCCAACGAACCAUCAACGACUUUGUCAUGUCCGAGAGCAACUGCGACCCACACGUUGAUCCAUUCUUUAGCAUGCCCAUGCCGACCGCCGAUUACCAUCAGAAUGCCUUCUUUUUGCAUGUCGGAUACCUCUUGGGAUUGGUAUUGUGCAUGGCCUUUUUGUACCCCACGUCGCGGCUCAUUCAGAGUCUGGUGGAAGAACGAGAAACCCGCAUGAAGGAAACCUUGCUCAUCUUGGGGGUCCGUCCUUGGGCUCACACCACGUCGUGGGUAUUGACAUCCAUGCUCAGCUUUGCAUUCAUCACCUUUCUCAUGUCCAUUGUCUUGAAAGAAAUCCUCCAGCACACACCCUUUACUCUUAUUUGGUUCUGGAUGGGACUCUUUGGCAUGUCCGCCAUGGCGUUUUGCUUCUUUUUGGCAUCCUUCUUUAGCAAGGCCAAAUUGGCUGCCGUUGUUGGACCCAUGGCGCUCUUUGCCAGUCUCUUGCCACGAUUUGUCUUUUUCGGUACCAACCGUUACGAAGCCAUUGGUGCCAAGUACUUUGCCAGUCUUCUUCCCGGAACCGCCUUGGCUUUUGGAGCCGAUAUUGUGGGUGACUACGAAUAUGGAGAGCAAAAUGUGGGCAACAGCAUGUGGGUCGGAGACUACUCGUUUGGAUCCAGUUUGUCCUUUUUGCUAUUUGAUACCAUCCUCUACAUGUUCUUGGCUUGGUACACGGAACAAGUCAUCCCUCGUGAGUACGGAGCCGCUCCCAAGCCGUGGUACUUUAUCUUUACCUGGUGCUUCCCCUCGUCGAGCAAAAAGGCUGUGGCUGGUGAUGACAAGGACGAUGAUGAUGAUUCGCUCGGAAAGAAGAAUGCCGAGGACAGCAUUGAACCAGUGACAGACCCGGACCUUGUCCCUCGCGUUAUUGUCAAAGAUUUGGUCAAACGUUACAACAAGAAGCAAGUCAAGCCAUCGGUCAACCAUUUGGACUUGACGUUGUACGAAUCGCAAAUCACGGCUUUGUUGGGACACAAUGGUGCAGGCAAGACUACAACUGUGUCUGUCUUGACUGGACUCUUCCCUCCAACCAGUGGAGACGUUUCGAUCUACGGUCAUUCUGUUGUUGAUGAACUUCACAAGGCUCGUCAAUCGAUUGGUAUUUGCCCACAGCACAAUGUCCUAUUUGAUCGUCUCACCGUGAUGGAACACAUGAAGUUCUUCUCCAAGAUCAAGGGUGUUUCGAUCCAGAAGCAAGACUUGAAGGACCGAGCCCUCGAGUUGGGAUUGACUGAAGAUCAGCUUCGUACAACUGCUUCAGCUUUGAGCGGAGGAAACAAACGCAAGCUCUCCGUUGCUAUUGCCUUGUGCGGUAACCCCAAGUUCUUGAUUCUCGAUGAGCCUACCUCAGCUAUGGACCCCACCGCCCGUCGUCGCACCUGGCAAGUCCUCCGCAAGAAGCGUGCUGGUCGUGUGACACUCUUGACUACUCACUUCAUGGACGAAGCCGAACAUCUGUCUGACCGAGUGGCCGUUGUCAAAGAAGGAGAGUUGCAGUGCUGUGGCAGUCCCCUCUACUUGAAAAACAGGUACAACCUUGGCUGGAAUCUGACUGUGGUCAUGGAGAAGCCCGAAGGCGACGAAGAUAUCGAAGGAGGCUACGCAGGAUGUCAGGAACGUAUCUCCAACUUUCUGCGCCAGUACAUCCCUCAGACUGAACUCGUUCGCCGGUCCGGACGUGAGCUCACGUUCUGCUUCCCCAAGGGAACUGAAGACUCUUUCGCAGAGACAUUUGAUGCAUUCGAACAGCAAGCCAAGGAUUUGGGUGCUUCAUCUUACGGUGUCGAGAAUGCGUCUUUCGAGGAAGUGUUUUUGUUGCUUGCCGAAAAGGAGACCUCCGGCGACUCUGAGGAUAAGACAGAUGACCUGUCCCUUGCCGAGACUCGCUCCGUUCAAACCGAUAAUGAUUCUCUUGCCACAGGUUCUCGAGUUGCUGAUUCGGAUAGCGAGUCGAUUGCUUCGUCCAAGAUCACAGCAGGAUCCGGAGACACGGAUGAGACUAGCUCUACCGCUGCAGCAGAACCAAAGGUCGAUGCCUUGGGCUUCAAGGAUACGGAAAACUACAGCAGCAUGCACCCCAUUCGACAAGUUGGUUUAUUGUAUUGGAAACGCGUUACGGUGGCGAAGCGUGACCUCAAGGGCGCCUUCUUUGCUGUCAUCCUCCCUGUCAUCCUUAUCGCUCUUGUCAUCCUGGUGCUUACCGUCAAUGUUGCAAUUGCUGGACCUGCCAGAGAAAUGAGUCCGUCCCUUUACGUGAACUCGUACUCUGCCGCAAGCAUUGGACAGGCGACCACUGAAGUCCUUGUCGGGGGUGGAGGCUCCGCUCGCGAUGACACCAAUGUGCACACUGAGUACCUCUUUAUGGACUCUGGACUUACUCACGAUUACCCCAACGCUCGCUUCACUCGUCUUGAUGAACACAUGUCGACUUCCCAAAUCUCGGAAUACCUAAUUGAGACGUACAACGAUCACAGUCACCCCACGCGAUUUGGAGCAUUUUCGAUCGACGAUAAUGUUCAGCUGAACAUCAACUUGAACUUUACCGCCUUUGAGAACCAGAUCAACUAUUACACACGAAAAAGGAAGGCCCACGGCUCGAUCAAGCUGAAGGACCAACGCGUGGAUGUUUUGGAAGUCAUGGGAGUUACUGGCCGAGACGGAAGGCUCUACUGGAAGAAGUCGGUUGCUGAAUUAGCUGAUGACUUCUACGGCUUGACAAACAUGGAUCCCUAUGCUCGAGUUCGCACUAGCGAGUUGCAUAAUCUCACUCAAGCAGCUUUGAAGGGCAUCCUUUCUGCGUCCGACGCUGACCUGGAACAGAUGCGAAUGAAGUUCGAGAAUGAAACUCGUGCGUUCGUGGACGAAAUGUAUGGAAAGGUCAUGACCUUCCUACGUUCUCGGCAGGUUCGUGAGAUCCAGGCGAACGCAACCCAAAUCUACUCGGACUUUAUGGAUGACGCUAAGAAGAUUGCCGACCAGUCAGGCCAAAUUGAAAAGGAUCUGGGCAACCUGCUCAAGGAUUUUAUCAAGGCUGCAUUCGAGAAGAAAAAAGUAACCGCAGGAGAUGACCCGAACAAAGUCACAGCAUAUGGCUUCGAAGACCAAGGAAACAUGGAGGAUCUUGUACGCGACUUGGUCAAGGACCUUGGAAACCUUGGUGAAGACCCCGAGACUAACACUUUGUCCAUCUACGGUCUCUUGGACAGAGCUGCGAAGGAAAUUCGUGACUUGGCUGACUACACUUUGGAGGAAGCAACAAAAUCUAACUACACUGUGGCUUCCAUUCAAACGGCCAUCAAGGAUGCUCUGCUUGCUGUCAACGGAGAUGAAUUUGACCGUGGUGCUAUCAUGCACGAGCUUGGUGCACUGGUCGAUGGCGUGGGCACACUCUACGGCCACGACAUCAACAGUAAGCCCUAUAUCAAGAAUGCAACCAAGUGGGUCGAUGCUCGUCUGCUGGACUACUCCGAUGGUACCAUUCGUAGAGUCCCUGGCCAUGUCUUUGUCGCUCCUCUCGUUCUGCUCGACUAUGUGCUUGGCAAGUGGGAUAUGGUCACCAUCAGCCCCGAUGAGGCGUUUGGACGCCUGAGCAAGAUGUUGGGCGGAAACCGUCGCAAGAAGAAUGGCUUCAUUGCAUUCAGAGCCAAGGACAUUGUUAUUGAUAUUGGGAAGAUGGCGAUUGACUUGAACAAUGUUUACGUGACCACAGGGCAUGGUACAGCACUGGAAAUAGACCAGGAGUUUUCCCUUCAAUUCUCUUUGGAUGCCUUGAAGGAUUUGGUUCCGCAAGGAACACCUGUAUUGCAAUUCCAGUUCGAAAUCCCAUCAAAGACAAGUCUGCUUCACAACUCAUCAUCGCCUCACGCCGUGGCGGUCUUCAACCAAGCCUACAUGGAGCACCGCUACAAGCAAUGUCUAGGUGAUGUUCGUGGAAACGCACGCUUGGUGUCUGUGAACCACCCUCUUCCCCUCACUGCCAAGCAGAACUUGGAAAUCAAGGUUAUGCUCAGUGUCCUUGCAUCAAUCUUCAUGCUGAUCCCAUUCUGCUACAUUCCUGCCACUUUCAUUGUCUUCCUUGUGAAGGAAAGAGUCUCCAAGUCAAAGCAUCUGCAACUCGUCAGCGGAGUGAACAUGUCUGCCUACUGGAUCUCCACUUAUUUGUGGGAUUUGACGCUGUACUCCCUCUUGACCAUGUGCAUCUUGAUCGUGUUCUUCGCCUACGGAAACUCUGCUGAAGUUUUCGUUGGCGACAAAGAUUCUUUCUUCGCGACUUUGCUUUUGAUUCUUGGAUAUGGAGUCAGUUCGCUUCCUUUCUCCUAUCUUUUGUCCAGGUGGUUCAGCAACAGCAGCACCGCUCAGAUUUCUGUCGCUGGAAUUGGCUGGUUGACUGGAUUCGUAACCGUGAUUGCCUACUUCACUUUGGAUUCGAUGGAGAAGACCGAAGACCUCGCGGAGACCUUGCAGCCUUAUUUCCGUCUGUUCCCCGCUUACCACAUUGGAGAGGGCUUUUUGAAUUUGAGUGCUGCAUUCUGGCACCGAGAAAUUCUUGGAUGGAGGACAGAUCCCCUCGACUGGAAGGUCACGGGACAAUCCAUUUGCUACAUUUUCCUCUUGGCUCUUCCGUAUUUCUUCCUCCUUCUUGUCCUCGAGUACGCCGAUGACGGAGGUGCUGGUGGAUUCUUGGGACGUGGGCUUCGGGCCGUUGGUCACUACUGGACUCAACUCAUGCUCAAAUGGCACGGAAUCAAGGUUUCCGGCGAAGACGAGGACGCGACACAAUAUUCGCUUCUCAGUGACAACGGAAAGGACGAUGAGGAUGUUGCCAAGGAGCGUCAGUAUGUUUUGAAGAACAACGAAGAAUUGAGACGCACUGCUCCCGUUGUAUUGGUGAAUCUGUGGAAGGUGUACCCACCAUCAGUUGGAGUCCUGGGCGCUUUCUUCUUGCGUUUGCGUCACUGCAUUGUGUCUACAUUCUGCUUCUUUUGCAAGAAGAACAUGGUCCUCGACGUGGAAGACGGAGACGAGAAAUCACUAGCUCCCAAGCAAGCUGUUCGUGGCGUCUCAACUGCCAUCAAGAAGGGAGAGACAUACGCGUUGCUUGGUGCCAACGGUGCUGGAAAGACCACGACUAUGGGAAUGAUCACUGGUGACAUUAGUGCCACGGGCGGUGGAGCCUACAUCGCCGGCCACAAUGCCACUGGAGGAACAAACAACGGAGUUGCAGAAGCUCGCAAGAACAUUGGAUUCUGCCCUCAAAAGGACCCCCUCUUGGAUUUGAUGACAUGUCGUGAGACUUUGACUAUGUUCGCCAAGCUUCGUGGUGUCCCUGCCAAAGAAGUUGAUCCCCUCGUUGUGGAACUAUUGGAGCGUUUGACACUUACCCCACACGCCGACAAGGUCACCAAGGCACUUUCAGGCGGUAACAAGCGCAAGCUCAGUUUGGGACUUGCUCUCAUUGGCGAUCCGAAGGUACUUUUGAUUGACGAAUCGUCGUCUGGAUUGGAUCCUUUGGCCAAGCGAAAGAUGUGGGACCUCAUCGAGGAAGCGGCUCGCUCUCGCUCUGUCAUUUUGACCACGCACAGCAUGCAAGAGGCUGAAGCCCUCUGCACUCGCGUCGCCAUCAUGGUCAAGGGCAAGUAUGUGUGCUUGGGAUCCGUCCAACACCUCAAGACCAAGUAUUUAGAUGGUUACUCUGUGGACAUCUUCUGCCGUAGCUCUGCCAGUCCCUCUAUUGUUGACCAAGUGCAAAAUGAGGUUUUGAAUACCAUUCCCGGCAGCAGUGUCAGUGAACGUCACGGCCGCUUCAUGCGCUUUGAAGUCAGCAACGUGUCUGACCUGGGUCUCGGCACUUGUUUCCGCCGCUUGCAAGAUCUCAAGAACAACGCUGACUUGCACGUGGAGAACUACUCUGUCUCCCAAUGUUCACUGGAGCAUGUGUUUGUGAAAUUGGUGAACGAGGACCAAGCUGCAAGCAACGAAGUCGAGGAGCAAGAUGCCACUGCCAAUGUGACGGCCCUUUGAGAGUGUUCCGUUUAGACGCGACUCGAAUUCGAACUUAGGAAACCAAACCAACUUUUACAUUUUUGCAUGCCGUGAACCUUACGAUGCUUGCCUCCGAUAUUCAAAAACCCUUUUGGAGGUCCUUGUCAGGGUUCCCACGAUACCGAAGGGCAGUUCAUCUUUAGCGGUCAACUUGUAGCCCUUUGGGUAAUCAAUACUUAAGAAUCGAAUCU
Messenger RNA from Seminavis robusta, 7700 nucleotides. The record is from the annotation of a GenBank genome assembly. Lineage: Eukaryota; Bacillariophyta; Bacillariophyceae; Naviculales; Naviculaceae.